AUGAGCUCAGCCCAGGGCCCCAGUGCUGAGGAGGGGAUGCUUGUCACCUUGUGCUACGAGGCGAAUGGCUCCUGCUACAGGACCCUACACUCCUUUGGGGUCCAGCUGGCCAUUUAUCUGGCCUGUGCCUUGGGCACGCUGAUCAUGGUGCUGGGGAACCUGCUUGUCUUCGUUGUUGUUUCCCAUUUCAAAGCCCUGCACGCCCCCACCAACCACCCGCUCCUCUCCCUCGCCCUUGCCGACCUCCUCCUGGGGCUGACUGUGCUGCCCUUCGGCACCAUCCGGUCCGUAGAGAGCUGCUGGUAUUUCGUAGAUGACUUCUGUAGGCUGCACACCUUUCUGGACACACUUUUUUGCUUGACCUCCAUAUUUCAUCUGUGUUUUACUUCCAUUGAUCGGCACUGUGCCAUCUGUGACCCUUUGCCCUGCCCCACCAAGUUCACCAUAAGAGUGGCCUGCAUUUACACUGGGGUGGGGUGGGCAGUGCCUGUGGUUUAUACCUCUGUCUUCCUCUACAUUAAAGCGAUUGCAGAAGGACUGGGCCAUUUUUUGCGAGGCAUGCCCUGUGUUGGUAGUUGUCAGCUGCUGUUCAACAAGCUCUGGGGGUGGUUGAACUUUCCAGUAUUCUUUCCUUACCUUGUAAUGGAAGUUCGGUAUGUAAAAAUAUUUACUGUGGCUAACAAGCAAGCCAGGCUGAUAAACAACAUGAGCAGGAGUAUCGGGUCUCAGCUACACAUCAGAGCAUCCAAGAGUGAACGGAAAGCAGCAAAGACUCUUGGGGUAGCUGUAGGAGUCUACCUUCUCUGCUGGUGGCCCUUUGCUAUUGACACCAUGGUAGACAGUCUUCUGGCCUUCAUUACCCCCCCAGUUCUGUUUGACGUCCUAAUUUGGUUUGCUUACUUCAAUUCUGCCUGCAACCCCUUGAUCUAUGUAUUUUCUUACCCUUGGUUCAGGAAAGCUGUGAAACUAGUCUUAGCUCAUGGGAUCUUUUGUUCCAGGACAUCUACAGUAGACUUGUACCAGGAAUGA
This is a messenger RNA of Pygoscelis adeliae (Adelie penguin), 1029 nucleotides long. RefSeq names its product trace amine associated receptor 5 (gene TAAR5). Gene Ontology annotation, biological process: G protein-coupled receptor signaling pathway. Gene Ontology annotation, molecular function: trace-amine receptor activity. Gene Ontology annotation, cellular component: membrane. Bases 1 to 1029 code for a protein of 342 amino acids. The transcript has a single exon. The record is from RefSeq and is a predicted model, not a curated record. NCBI's taxonomy places the organism in Eukaryota, Metazoa, Chordata, Aves, Sphenisciformes, Spheniscidae.